Messenger RNA from Sitodiplosis mosellana (orange wheat blossom midge), 6174 nucleotides. RefSeq names its product ribosomal protein S6 kinase alpha-5-like. Gene Ontology annotation, biological process: regulation of DNA-templated transcription; protein phosphorylation. Bases 2144 to 5614 code for a protein of 1156 amino acids. NCBI's taxonomy places the organism in Eukaryota, Metazoa, Arthropoda, Insecta, Diptera, Cecidomyiidae. The record is from RefSeq and is a predicted model, not a curated record. Gene Ontology annotation, molecular function: ATP binding; protein serine/threonine kinase activity. The transcript is spliced from 14 exons.
ACACAAUCUGCAUGUCAGUCUACGGUUUAUCAUUUCGAAAGCAGAGAAUUGUCAAUAUUUCAUUCGAAAUUAGAAUCAGAAUAAGAUUCAUUGACAGAUGUGAAUAUUUUGUGUGUAUUUCUGCACUCUACCUCAGAACUCGUAAGACAGGAAAGUUGAAAAUUACUUGAUUCGUUUUAUGAAAUCGCAUUGUAAGUAAUUUUAGCUCAUCAUUGAGCCAACAUUCCCUUUUUUCGUUCAACACAUUAAUUUCUUUUGCUCAAAACGGGAAAAAAGUGUGUCGCCGUGAUCAUAUUUGUGACAAAUACAGUGAUAAAAUCACACGAGCUAAACGCUCGUGUGGUAUUCAGCUUAAAAAUUGUCGGUGCAUUGUUCGAACGAGUGAUAUCGAAAAAGAUUCAUGGCGCAAAAUUAAAAGAAAAAUAAUCAUUCAUCAUAUGUUUACGAAUGAACGCAUUUAGCUAAUUUGAUCGUAUGAGUAUGGGUGUACAUGUGUUUUUAGAAGCUUUGAACAAAUUCAAGCAAACCCAAGUAUCGUCAAUUUUGUACAUAGAAAACGAAAUCACAAAGAGACAGACACAGAAGCUCACAUAGAACAUUGAGACGGCAGAGACAGAGAGAGAGAAAGAGAGAGAGAGAGCGAGAGAAAGAGAGGCAGAGGAUUGCGAUAAUGAGACGAAGACGUGCACGAUUGUUCAGUUUUCGUGUGUGCGAUGAGCAAAGAAAUGAAAGCAAAAUACAAGAAAAUGUGAUUAUGAAUUAUACUGUUACAUGAGCGCAACAACCGUACACCACAUUAAGACAACGCAUUAAGUGUACCACAGCACUUUUAUAAGCAGUUUUUCUCUUCUCCGUAGGGCGAGCGCGACACAUUAGUCGUAAAUAGUAGCAAUCAUACGAAUUUUUUUUUUUCGUAUGUGAAAUGUGUGUUCAUUUCGUUCAACUUCGAUUGACUGCCACAAGCUGGCCAAUUUCUGUGUGCUCUGAACUUUGUUUCACAACAUGAAAUUCAAAAGUCGACUCUAAACAUUGACUUGAAACAUGUGCCAUUGCCAAAAGUGUCCGUAGUCCAUAUCAUCGAACGUAUUUCGUUUUCAACCAUCUUGUCAGUGGUAUAUCAGUGUCAGUCUUUGUUCAUUUGUGUCCUAUCCUAUGCAAUUUGGCAUCAAGUGAAAGUGGAUUGCAUUGAUUGCACCGAUGCUUUGACCGAUCGGAAGCGUUCAGCAAUUUAAAUUAUCUUUGAUAUAUAAAUGAAAAACGUAUUUACGUAACGAAUGAAUAGAUUAAUAGUUUACCGAAGCAGAAACUGUGAAAAAGUCUCAAAUCAAGCAAAAUAUGAAAUAAUAUGACUUCAAUGUGUGUAUGUAAAUUGCAGCGCAUAGUAAAAACGUAAUGUUUACUUGUGUCGUAUCCUAAAUAUGAGUUGAACGUCUGUUUGUGUGAUUGUCACUGCGGCUGUGAGUGUAAAAUUCAGCUAUGUGUCUGCUCGAGUGGCGUUUACAACAGUUUGCGUUACUCUGUUGACUUCAAUUUGUAUCACACGCAAUGCGAUGCGCCUUGAAUUUCAAUUUUUUCUAUCAACACUACAUACACCGAUCGAAAACGAAACACAGGUAGUGUUUAUCUAGCACCGAUCGAUUAAAGCCGAUCCAGAACAAUUGAAAGCGCAAUGUACUCUUGCAGUGGAAACAUCAGUAGUAUUCAAAAAAUUGUGUACGCGGCCAAAUAAAAGUGAAAAAAGAAACAAUUCCAACACAGAAACAUUUCAGUAAAAAAGUGAGGAAAAGGAAACAAUGUUGAAUAACGGCACCUAAAUUCCACUACAGUGUAACGAUGUUGUGAUAAGUGGUCUGAUCCAUUUUUGGUUUUGUUUUCGUUUAAGAUCAGAUCAACACAAACAAUAAUCGCGUUCUGUUUUUUUUUACCCCUUUUAUUUUCUCCAAUAUAUUUAAUACUUUUGUUCUGAAGUGAAUCUAUGGUCUUUUGUGCUGAUCAAUUUGAAAUAGUAUUCAAAUUAUUUUUCAUCUAUUUCGGGAAUUACUUUUAAAUGUUGGAACAAUAUCGCACAAAAAGCCGACAAUUGGAAACUUGUUAAACUAAAAAAAAAAAAACGAACGUGUUUGUUUUCGUUAAAAUUGCGAAAAUGCUAAAAAUGGGAGUUAAGAAAAAACAUGAUCAUGAGAGUGGUUUUUUCGAAGAAAAUAUAUGCGAAUCAACAAAAUCGAAUCGAAAUUUACAAAACGAAUGGAUUCAACACUACCGAAAUCAACCGCCACGGAACAUGGCGACCGCACAGCAAACCAAUGGCGAUUCAAAUUAUCUAAAUAGGCCGAUGGAAUUACUUGAAAUUUCGCGCGAUAUCAGCACGAACAACAGAAAUUACGACCAUUACCUAUCAAACUAUGAUCGCGAAAAUAUGAGCUCAACCGGUGAAAGCAAAAGCAAACAGAGCAAACAGAGCUCUCGUAACCGUACGUAUCGGAACCAAGUCGAAAGCAGUUCGAAUGCAGUUCAACAUACAAUCGUAAUAUCCGAUGAAGAUGAUGAUGACGAAGACACAACAAGCCCAAACAAUGCGCACAACCAGGCUAACGACGGAAGUUUAUCUAUGACAAAAAGCAACGGACAGCAUAGCAAACGGGCUUCAGAUGAAAUUGUUGACAUCACAGAUGACGAUGAUGGAGCAAAUGAAGAGGAAGAAGACGAUGAAGAGAGAUACGAAUCUAGAAAGGGCCACAAAGGUGGCAAUCACAACCAUCAAGGGUAUCGUGGUAAAAAAAGUGACCAAGUCAGCAGUUCAAUAGCGGAUAACAAACAUACACACACACGUAGCAAUAAGUCCAAUGAAAAGAUUACAAGCAGCGAAGCGCUUGCUAAAGAGAUCGAACAAGCAUCAACAAUCCGGCCGCAAGCAAAUCUGCGCGAAAGUGAUAAAGUCAAUUUGUCACACUUUGAGCUCAUCCAAGUUUUGGGAACAGGAGCCUAUGGAAUUGUCUUCCUUGUGCGAAAGAAAGGUGGCAAAGAUGAUGGCCAGCUGUAUGCCAUGAAAAUCUUGAAGAAAUCAGCAAUAGUACAAAAAGUAAAAACUGCUGAGCAUACGAAAACGGAGCGUCAGGUGCUUGAAGCAAUAGGACGAAGUCCGUUUCUGGUGUCAAUGCAUUACGCCUUUCAAACCGAAUCGAAACUCUACUUAGUAUUAGAUUAUGUGAGUGGUGGUGAACUGUUCACUCAUCUAUAUAAGCGCGAUCACUUUACGGAAGAGGAAGUGCAAAUUUUCAUAGCCGAAAUUGUGAUAGCAAUUGAACAACUUCACAAAUUAGGGAUUAUCUACAGGGAUAUAAAAUUAGAAAAUAUUUUACUUGAUUCCGAUGGCCACAUAGUCGUCACCGAUUUCGGGCUAUCGAAAGAGCUCACCAAAGAAUCAAAUGGCAGAUCGUAUAGUUUUUGCGGCACAAUGGAGUACAUGGCUCCUGAAGUGGUGCGCGGUGGUAAAAAUGGACAUGAUGUUAGUGUCGACUGGUGGUCUGUUGGAGUACUUUGUUAUGAGCUAUUGACCGGCGCAUCACCUUUCACCAUUGACGGCGAUCCAAAUAAGCAAAACGAAAUAUCGAAGAGAAUCCUUAAAGCAAGUCCUCCAAUGCCUGAGAUCAUUCGCGAGGCCGCUAGUGAUCUGAUAACAAGAUUGUUGAACAAGGAACCAUCAAAGCGUCUCGGUACUGGGCCAACAGGACCAGAUGAGAUCAAGGCUCAUCGCUUCUUCAAAGGAAUUGAUUGGGUGAAACUGGCGAAAAAGGAAAUCAAUGCUCCAUUCAAACCAAAUAUCCAACAUCGGUUGGAUACAAGCAAUUUCAGUGACGACUUUACCAAAAUGCCUGUAGUUGAUCAGCCAUGCAAGCCACCUCCCAAUUACGAACGCUUGUUCAGAGGUUUUUCGUUUGUUGCGCCCGAUCUUCUUGACCAUCAAGACUUGACAAAUUUGGAUCCGAAGCCAAGCAUUGAAGAAGUCAUUGAUUACAAUCAAAAGAAUGGGUCAUUUUUUAAGAAAUACACAUUUGAAAGUGAUCAACCUAUCGGUGAUGGUUCCUUCUCAAUAUGUAUGAAAUGUAUCAACAACAAUACGGAUAAAGAGUAUGCGGUGAAAAUUUUGCGCAAAAAUCAAAAUGUGGCCGCUGAAAUUGAUGCACUGAAACUAUGCCAUGGACACCCGAAUAUCGUCAGUAUUGUUGAAGUGAUAGAAGAUGACGCAUUCACUUAUAUCAUUACUGAAUGGCUUGCCGGUAAGGAGCUUUUCAAGUACGCUCGGGAACAGCCAUUGGAUGAAUUUGAAGUUCGUGGUAUUUUCAAGGAAAUUCUACACGCUGUCACACACAUGCACUCACAUAACAUUGCGCACCGAGAUUUGAAACUGGAAAAUAUUAGGUUCACCAGUGAAAAUACGAGCAGAUCAAACAUCAAAAUUUUGGACUUUGGCUUCGCCUGCAAAAUAAACGAUGAAGACAAAGAAAUGGAAGGCGACUGCUAUACGCUGGACUAUGCAGCUCCCGAAAUUCUGUCAAACAAAAAAUAUACUGAAUCUUGUGAUUUGUGGUCGUUGGGUGUCAUUUUAUAUGCAUUGUUGUGUGACAGCAUGCCAUUCCGUCGGCACAACGAUAUCGAUGACAACAGCCAAAUCAGCAAGGACAAAAUUAUAAGUCGUAUAAAAAGUGGGCAAAUCAAUUCCCAUAAUGAACGAUGGAUAUCGCUCAGUGAUUCGGUCAAAGACCUGAUUCGACGACUUUUGACAGUAUCACCUGAAAAAAGAAUCAAGCUAUCGGAAAUACUCGUACAUGAUUGGCUUAGCUUCUCGAAAAUCGACUCAACAAGCAACAUUUUAUUUACAACGAACACGGAACCGAGACAGAAGCAGCGUUCUGCAUCAAGCCUUGCUGAUGGACGGACCGGACCAGCACGGAAAAAACGAAGUGGACGAUCGAAUCCAAAGUGCGUAUCAGUUGCCAGCACAGAUUCAUUAGUGGAAAGCACUACGAGUGAGUUAGGAUAUAGUAAAAGUUCAAGUGGAAUCGGUGGCACAUCCGAAGUAUCAGAUCAGUGUACCCACUCAAUAAGCAUUGAAUCAAACAGCUCCAUCACAAAUGAUCUGAAUGGAAGAUUCAUCGAUCAUGGGAAAUUGGAUGACAUUGACAAUAAUAACGAAAAAUUCAUCGAUCAUAGUAAUCAAGAGGAUUCCUCCUGUCAACAUGUGAUCUCUACCAGUUUAGGAGAUCCUGUCAUAUAUCAGAAGACUGUCAUCGACAAACCGCAAGCGUACAUUGGCGAGCAAUUUGAUUAUCUAGACGAUGACAGCGAUGGCGAAGAUAAUCUGUACGGUUUUUCGAAAAAUGAUACAACAAUUUUGACGAGCACAAAUCGUAAUAUCGAUUUGAAAAUUUUCUAUCGAUACGGAUCACUGACACAAAUCGACUGGAAUUCAACACGAUCGAUAACACCGCACAGAAAACGAAACUCUCCCGAUAUGAGAAAAUUGGUAUACAACACGUUUGCAGGUGAUAAGAGCAUAAAUUCUACUCCACAUGGUGUGCCAAAGCGUCGUCGUUGUCAAAAACCAAAUCAAUAGGCUCAAUAAACGAAUAAUGACAUCAAAGAUCAUCGCAGGAGGAGGAAUUCUUUCGAGUAACACUUAGUUUCAUACACAUCUUAGAACGAAAAGCCAGCCAUUGACUACAAAUUAACACAUACAUACUGUUGUCAUUAUGCUAUAGGUAACAAAUCUAAAAACGCGUUAGAGAACGCAAGAAAACAUUACAUUGAUUUGAAGACAUUGUAAAAUCAACUGCAAAAAUGUGUACAUAAAAUAUGUAUUGCAAACCAUGAAAAGGUCAACGGAAUAAUGUAUAUUAUUGUUAAAUGUUACAACAACAACAACAACAACAACAACAACAACAAAUCUCAUUUGAAUCAGUCGAUUUACCAAAAGAGUGUUGUCAUCAUGCAAACCACCAACCUUAAACACUAGUUAUUGCACCAUAAGAACAUGAAACAAAACAGAACAUACAAAGUCACCCAGAAAAAAAACACAAGUAUUUAGAAGAAAAGUGCCUUUUCUAGUAGAAUGAAGAACAAAAGGUUAAAAUUUGAAUAAAAAAAAAGAAAAGAAAACAAAAAUAACAACAAAAA